Molecule: messenger RNA, 1299 nt
Organism: Ooceraea biroi (clonal raider ant)
Lineage: Eukaryota; Metazoa; Arthropoda; Insecta; Hymenoptera; Formicidae
Gene: Rpp25
Product: ribonuclease P protein subunit Rpp25
Biological process (GO): tRNA 5'-leader removal
Cellular component (GO): ribonuclease MRP complex
Molecular function (GO): RNA binding
Source: RefSeq, a predicted model, not a curated record
UGACACAUGUCAUAUUGCUGCGUUCCUCAUGUGAUUGGUCGAUCAUUCUCUGCACAUGUCACGUGGCUUUUUAAAUUCACUUGAACGAGUCGCGGCUUUCGCGGAGGAAAAGUGCAAAGAAUAUCGCUGAAACGGACAACCUUUUUGCGGAUUUUAGAUUCCUCGUGAUAAAGUGACGUGAUUCUUUGCCGGGUACGAGAAUCGCACACACGCGGCACGUGGCUUCGCCGGUAAUAAAUGAGAUAAGAGCGCGCAUAGCCCUUUCGCGAAUGGCGAUCACGUCGUCUCGGUUUACUCGUCAAUUCGAAAGCCCCGGGUGUACUCCUCGCUCCAAGUUGACGUGAGGAAACGCUGGGAGAAAGAUCCCGUGCCGCCGUCUGAAGAUCGAAAAUCGUCGCACUCCUCACGAGCGAGAUGGGAAGGUCGAAGCUGAAGAAGAGGUUGAAGCGUAAAGUUGAAGCAGAAUCGACGGAGGAACCGCAGCACAAGGUGCCGAUAAAAAAUUUACCGGAGAAAUUCGUCUGGAUGCACGUGAAGAGCGGCACCAAGAUGAGGAACGUCUUCGCAUUCGCGCUGAAGGAAUUUCCCAGUCACAACAGUAUCGUUUGGACCGGGAUCGGGCAGGGAAUUUCGAAAGCCAUUUCUUGCGCGGAGCUCUUCAAAAGGCAUCACGAAGGGCUUCAUCAGGUCACGAAGUUAUGUUAUACCAAAUUAGAAUCGAAGGAAGACACGGCUGACAAAAAUCGUGUACCACAUAUCCAUAUAUUGUUGACUAAGAAUAUUAAGGAUCCAACUGAACCCGGCUAUCAAGCACCUGGAGACGGCGGAGAAUUUCCAGAGAAGAAAGAGGCAGCGGAAUCGAAAACGUGCACUGCACUGGAAAGCGCAGGCAGUGCGCCUAGCAUUGACGUUGAGGAAUUCACUGCGACGAAAUUAAGGAUUGGACUGAAGAGGUUCAAGCAGGACGGUAAUCCCUCAAAGAAAAUUAAACACGAGAAUUAGAAAACUGUUUUAAUUGUAAGACAAAGUUAUUAAUUAAAAUUACGUUGUUGAUAUAAUUAAUUCAGAAUUAAUGUCAUAGCUUAGGGAUCAACUUAGAGAUACUGCACUCAGAUAUAGAGAAAGAAAUAUGUAUCAAAGUGCAAAUGCAAACAGACUUCUAUAAUAAAUACGCUUUGCGUAUUGCCAUAUUGUUGCUGUUGCAUUACGAUACGAUUGUUGCAAAAAGAAAAAACAGACAAAAGGCAAGAAGUUGUAUGUAGAAAGUUUAUUUUCUAUCAAUACAUAGACAAUUGUCAC